UUUCCGUAUUUCAAUUCCUUGAUCCCCUGUCAUUUUACGGAUUACCCCAUUCCAAAAAUCGCGGGUUUCCAAAAAAGAAAAAACAAAAAAAAUACAUGUAACAGAAAGAGUGAAAGACGAGCUCACCAACACACACUCACACUCACAGACUCACUCUCCAUUUCUCCAGUUUUCCCUAUAAGCUACGCCUCUCCUUCUCUCCAUCCACGCAUUCAUCAAUUUCCACCACCAAAGAGAGAGAAAAUUAUAUCCAACACAAAUACAGAGAAGAGAGCGAGAGAGCGAGAAAGCUCGAAGGUGAUUUCAAUGGCGGCCUCUAAUGGCAGCGAAUUCUACGAGCUAGACCUAACGAGUAACGACAUAGAAUCGCCGUUUCCUCGGCCUUCAAACGCUGAAGCAGUUGCUAAAGACGAGGAAGACCUCGUUUUGGCUGCAAUCGAGCGACUUCCUUCUGUUAAACGGCCGAAUGCUGCUAUUAUUGUAGAUGAUAGCGGCGGAGGGGAGAGACAGAGAGUCAUCUCCACCAUUGAUGUUACUAAGCUCGAUCGGGUUCAUCGUGAGUUGGUUGUUAAGAAUGCUCUUGAUACUGCUGAACAGGACAAUUACAAGCUUGUUUCCGGCGUUAAAGAACGUUUUCAGAGAGUUGGAUUGGAAUUGCCGACGGUAGAAGUGAGGUUUGACAAUUUGAAUGUCAUAGCAGAAGUCCAAACAGGAAAAAGAGCAUUGCCUACAUUGAUCAAUUACGCUCGAGAUAAAAUUGAGGGCCUCUUGAAAAUUUUGAGGUUAUUUCGUCCGGAGAGACAUACUUUAACUAUCUUGAAUAAUCUCUGUGGAUAUCUCAAGCCUGGGAGGAUGACGCUGCUUCUAGGGCCUCCUGGAGCAGGAAAAUCUACCCUGCUACUGGCCCUAGCAGGAAAGCUAGAUGAUAGCUUAAAGAGUAGUGGAAGAAUUACGUACAAUGGCCAUGAACUCAGCGAAUUUUGCGUGCAAAGAACUUCAGCUUACAUAAGUCAAACAGAUAAUCACAUUGCCGAGCUAACAGUGAGAGAAACUUUUGAUUUUGCUGCUAGAUGUCAAGGAGCAAGUGAAUCUUUUUCAGGACAUAUGGAGGAACUUGCUCGAUUAGAGAAACAAGAAAAAGUAUGUCCAAGCCCAGAAAUUGAUGCGUAUAUGAAGGCACUAUCAGUUCGUGGAAAAAAGCACAGCAUUUCAACAGAUUACCUUCUCAAAGUCCUUGGCCUAGAUAUAUGUGCUGAUACAGUUGUUGGUAACGACAUGAAUCGAGGGGUUUCAGGUGGACAAAGAAAGAGAGUUACUUCAGGAGAAAUGAUUGUCGGGCCUAAAAAAACUCUCUUCAUGGAUGAAAUAUCCACUGGACUAGAUAGCUCAACUACAUUCCAGAUUGUAAAAUGUGUAGGGAACUUUGUUCACCAAAUGGAAGGAACUGUACUCAUGGCUCUUCUUCAGCCAGCACCUGAGACAUUUGAACUCUUUGAUGAUUUGAUGGUGUUAUCAGAAGGGCAUAUGGUCUACCAUGGUCCUCAGGCAGAUGUUUUGGAAUUUUUUGAAUCGAUAGGCUUUCAGUUGCCCCCUCGUAAGGGUGUUGCAGAUUUUUUACAGGAGGUUACUUCUAGGAAGGAUCAAAAGCAGUAUUGGGCAGAUCCUUCAAAACCAUACAGAUUCAUUCCCACUGAAAAAAUUGCUGAAGCAUUUAAAAAUUCCAGAUUUGGGAAGACUGUUGUAGAUUCUCUAUCUGAUCCAUAUGACAAAUCGAGGAGUCAUCCUUUAGCUCUGUCGAGAACAAUGUUUUCUGUACCGAAAUGGGAACUUUUUAAGGCUUGUUUCUCAAGAGAAGUUCUAUUGAUCCGCAGGCAUAGUUUCCUCUACAUUUUCCGAACCUGUCAAGUCGCAUUCGUGGCAUUUGUCACAGGAACACUUUUUUUUAGAACAAGGCUACACACUACAGAUGUGACUUAUGGAAAUCUCUAUCUUGGCUGCCUUUUCUAUGGGGUAGUACAUAUGCUGUUUAAUGGACUUUCUGAGCUGUCUCUCAUGAUACAUAGACUCCCAGUCUUCUACAAGCAAAGAGACAAUUGUUUCUAUCCGGCUUGGGCAUGGUCAAUUUCAAGCUGGAUUCUGCGUAUUCCAUAUUCGGUCCUUGAAUCUGUUGUUUGGUCAUGUGUUGUAUAUUACCUGGUUGGAUUUGCUCCUGAACCUGAAAGGUUUUUCCGUUUCAUGCUGCUACUAUUUCUGAUCCACCAAAUGGCAUUGGGUCUGUUCCGGAUGGUGGCUACACUAGCAAGAGAUAUGGUCAUCGCCAAUACUUGUUCAUCAGCUUCGCUGCUUGCUGUACUCUGUUUGGGCGGUUUUAUUCUUCCAAAAGAUAUGAUUAAACCUGGGUGGAUUUGGGCAUACUGGAUAUCACCCCUAUCCUAUGCUCAAAAUGCAGUUUCUGUAAACGAAUUUACUGCAACGAGAUGGAUGCAGCUCACAGGAAACACUACAGUUGGGAAGAAUGUCCUCGAGUUGCAUGCUAUACCUACUGAUGGGCGUUGGUACUGGAUUGGAAUCGUUGCUUUAUUCUUCUAUGCACUUCUUUUCAACAACAUAGUUACUCUAGCCUUGGCUUACCUGAAUCCUCUAAAAAAAUCUCAGACUGUGAUACCACUUGACGUCUCAGACAAUGAUGCACUCAAUGAAGGCAAAGAUGAGGUGCUCGUUUCAAAUAGAGCUUCAUUCAACUCUGAGAAACAUAAGGGAAUGAUUCUUCCAUUUGAACCACUGUGUAUGACAUUUCACAAUGUCAAUUACUUUGUUGACACGCCACAGGCUAUGAAAGCAAACGGUGUACUACAAAAUAGGUUGCAGCUACUGUCAAAAGUGAGUGGAGUUUUCUCACCAGGAGUUCUUACUGCAUUAGUUGGAUCAAGCGGAGCAGGAAAAACCACUAUGAUGGAUGUGCUGGCUGGAAGAAAAACAGGUGGAGAAAUAGAAGGAGACAUUAGGAUCUCAGGUUAUCCAAAAGUGCAGCCUACUUUUGCUAGAAUUUCAGGAUAUGUUGAACAGAAUGAUAUACAUUCUCCUCAAGUGACAGUGGAGGAGUCUCUCUGGUUCUCUUCUUCACUUCGUCUUCCAAAAGAAAUUAGUAAAGAAAACAAAAAGGACUUUGUUGACGAAGUAAUGAGGCUCGUGGAGCUUGAUAAUCUUAAACAUGCCUUGGUGGGAUUGCCUGGUACUACUGGCCUAUCAACAGAGCAAAGGAAGCGCCUGACUAUUGGUGUAGAGCUCGUGGCAAAUCCUUCAAUUAUUUUCAUGGAUGAACCGACAUCAGGGCUUGAUGCACGAGCAGCUGCUAUUGUGAUGAGAACAGUCCGUAAUACUGUUGACACAGGACGAACAGUGGUCUGCACUAUACAUCAACCAAGCAUUGAUAUAUUUGAAGCAUUUGAUGAGUUGCUUCUUAUGAAACGCGGUGGAGAAGUUAUAUAUGGAGGAAAGCUUGGACUUCACUCUUGCACUAUGAUAGAGUAUUUUCAGGGGAUAAGUGGAAUCCCUCCAAUUCCUGAUGACUAUAAUCCUGCAACUUGGAUGCUUGAGGUUACCACUCCUGCCACUGAAGAGAGACUUGGCAUAGAUUUUGCCAGCAUUUACAGAAACUCUGAUCAGUUCAGAGAGGUAGAAGCUCACAUAGAGCAAAAGCGUACACCGUCACCUGGAUCCAAGCCUUUAUAUUUUGAUACAACAUUCUCUCAAGAUAUCAUAUCACAGUUUUGGCUUUGUCUUCAGAAGCAACGUCUUGUAUAUUGGAGAUCUCCACAUUACAAUGCUGUGAGAUUCCUUUUUACUACAGUCUGCGCCAUGGUACUUGGCUCCAUAUUUUGGGAUGUUGGCUCAAAAAGGGAUUCAAUCAUUAACUUGCUUACAAUCAUGGGAGCCCUUCAUUCUGCGUGUUUGUUCUUGGGCGUCAGCAAUGCUUCUUCAGUACAACCAGUUAUAUCCAUUGAGAGAACAGUUUUCUACAGAGAAAAGGCAGCUGGAAUGUACUCUCCACUGGCUUAUGCAGCUGCUCAGGCUCUUGUGGAAGUUCCAUACAUUGCUGUCCAGACAAUAACCUAUGGCAUCAUCACUUACUUCAUGAUUGGUUUUGAAAGGACAUUAAGGAAAUUUCUGCUCUAUCUUGUCUUCACAUUCCUUACUUUCACUUACUUCACCUUUUAUGGAAUGAUGGCUGUCGGCCUUACGCCUACACAGCAUAUAGCAGCCAUUGUAUCUUCUGCAUCUUACUCACUUUGGAAUCUUUUCUCUGGUUUCCUAAUUCCCAAGAGUAUAAUCCCGGCCUGGUGGAUUUGGUUCUAUUACAUCUGUCCUGUAGCAUGGACACUAAGUGGACUUAUUUCAUCACAGCUUGGUGAUGUUGAGACUAUCGUUGUUGGACAAGGGUUUAAGGGCUCGGUCAAAGAGUACUUGGAUCUUCAUUAUGGCUUUAGCUCUGAAAUGAUCGGUAUUUCAGCUGUUAUGCUUAUUGGCUUCAUUCUCCUAUUUUCUGGCGCAUUCAUGGCUUCUAUCAGGUACCUGAACUUCCAGAAAAGAUAAGAAUUGGUUGAACAAUUCGGCGAGGAAGAGAUUUAAACUUCACAACAAGUCACUGGAGAAUGGGAAGGCCAGGAGAAAAGUAAAGGAAACAAACAAAACACAGAAUUCUUUAAAGGGGAUCUUCGAUCGACAUAUAUCAGGAUUCUAGAUGAUCCAAUUCCAAUUUUGCAUUACAUCUCUUGUGCAGAGCUUUAGAAUUAGGCACUUAAGAUGCUUCAGCAUGAAACUAUUAGAACUUUAUUACUUUAGGAGCAAUAUAAUACUUUUGAGAACUUUUAGGAUCUCAUGCCAAAUGCAGAAGUCAACUAGCUUAGCGUUGUCGUUAUUAGUACCUUUUUGUAGCUCCCCAGAAACUCACUAAAAAAAAUUAAUAUUUGUACAUACAUAAUAAAUGACAAUUACUUACAGAAAUUGAGGUUAAUGACUUCAAAAUUCA
Spinacia oleracea (spinach) is the source of this 5029-nucleotide messenger RNA. RefSeq names its product ABC transporter G family member 31. Gene Ontology annotation, molecular function: ATP hydrolysis activity; ABC-type transporter activity; ATP binding. The coding region runs from base 307 to 4593 and encodes 1428 amino acids. NCBI's taxonomy places the organism in Eukaryota, Viridiplantae, Streptophyta, Magnoliopsida, Caryophyllales, Amaranthaceae. The record is from RefSeq and is a predicted model, not a curated record. The transcript is spliced from 24 exons. Gene Ontology annotation, cellular component: membrane.